This is a messenger RNA of Nelumbo nucifera (sacred lotus), 1881 nucleotides long. Its product is annotated as hexokinase-3-like. Gene Ontology annotation, biological process: glycolytic process; intracellular glucose homeostasis. Gene Ontology annotation, molecular function: D-glucose binding; ATP binding; hexokinase activity. NCBI's taxonomy places the organism in Eukaryota, Viridiplantae, Streptophyta, Magnoliopsida, Proteales, Nelumbonaceae. Gene Ontology annotation, cellular component: cytosol; mitochondrion. The record is from RefSeq and is a predicted model, not a curated record.
GCUCUCUCCCUUCCUCUCUCUCCUCUUCUUCGCCAUCUGUUUAUCUCUGCAACAGCAAUUCUCUUGGGCAUCUAGUCGAACAGUACGUCCUCACAGAUUUCCGGCGAAGGUUCUCCGGGUUUGCCGCCGGAAAAAGCAAUCCGUUGAUAUCAUUUGAAGUGAAGGAGAUAUAAGAGGGGGAGUGGAGUGAAGGGUGGUUUUGUUGGCUGUAUUGUUUCGAUGGCUCGGCUGGUUUGAAGCAAGGGGAGAGCGAGAGGUGGAGAUGGGGAAAGCGGGUUUUGGUUUGGCUGUGAGUUGUGCGGUAGUGUCGUGUACGAUCGCUGCUAUAUUGGUUGGUAGACGAGUGAAGAGUCGGCGGAAGUGGAACCGAGUGGUCGGUGUAUUGAGGGAAUUAGAGGAGGGAUGUUCGACGUCGAUAGGAAGAUUGAGGCAGGUCGUUGAUGCUAUGGCUGUUGAGAUGCACGCUGGGUUGGCAUCCGAAGGCGGGAGCAAGCUUAAGAUGCUCCUUACUUUCGUCGACAAUCUUCCCAACGGGAACGAGAAAGGAACUUACUAUGCACUUGAUCUUGGAGGAACCAAUUUUAGAGUCUUGCGGGUUCAGCUAGGGGGUAAAAAUUCAUUGAUAUUAGGGCAUGAAGUGGAACGGCAACCCAUUCCCGAGCAUUUGAUGACAAGUACAAGCGAGGAUCUUUUUGAUUUUAUUGCCUCAACAUUAGAAAAGUUUGUUGAAAAAGAAGGUAAUGGCUAUAUUGUUCCGCUAGACAGAAGGAGGGAGCUUGGUUUUACAUUUUCCUUUCCUGUUAAACAAACAUCUGUCUCAUCGGGCAUUCUUAUCAAGUGGACAAAAGGAUUUUCCAUUGAAGACAUGGUAGGAAAAGAUGUGGCUGAGUGUCUACAGCAAGCAAUAUCUAGGAGAGGACUUGAUAUGCGGGUAGUAGCAUUGGUGAAUGAUACUGUGGGAACAUUAGCUCUUGGACAUUAUCAUGAUGAGGACACUGUUGCUGCAGUGAUUAUUGGAACAGGCACAAAUGCAUGCUAUGUGGAGCGAACAGAUGCAAUUAUCAAGUCCCAAGGCCUUCUAACAAAAUCUGGAGGCAUGGUUGUAAACAUGGAAUGGGGAAAUUUCUGGUCAACUCAUCUGCCAAGAACUUCAUAUGAUACUGAUCUAGAUGCUGAUAGUCCUAAUCCUAAUGAUCAGGGAUUUGAGAAGAUGAUUUCAGGAAUGUAUCUUGGUGAUAUUGUAAGAAGGGUAAUGCUUAGGAUGGCAGAGGAGUCUGAUAUUUUUGGGGAUGCCACAUGUAGGCUUUCAGAGCCCUUUAUCUUGAGGACGCCUCUUAUGGCUGCCAUACAUGAGGAUGAAUCUCCUGACUUGAGAGAAGUAUCAAGAAUCCUGCAAGAAACUCUCGAGUUAACCAAUGUCCCUCUGAAGGUAAGAAAGGUGAUUGUCAGAGUAUGUGACAUCGUGACACGGAGGGCUGCCCGAUUGGCAGCAGCUGGUAUUGUAGGAAUCUUGAAGAAGAUUGGUAGGGAUGGGAGUGGUGGCGUAAUGAGUGUAAGAACCAAGACUGGAGAACCAUCAAGCCGAAUGAGAAGAACGGUUGUAGCGAUAGAGGGUGGCCUAUAUGCCAGUUAUUCCAUGUUCAGGGAGUACUUGAGCGAAGCUGUGGCCGAGAUAUUAGGGGAAGAGGUUGCUCCAUAUGUUGUCCUCAAAAUUUUAGAAGAUGGGUCAGGAAUUGGAGCUGCUCUGCUUGCUGCUUCUCAUUCAUCUUCUAGUGUGGGUUCUGUAACGUUGCUAUAAAUAUAUAUUGCCCUUGUAAAAUGUAGAAUCCAUUUUUCAUAUUAAUUGAAUAUAUAUAAAAGCUUUGAUGUGCAAUUCCUAUA